GGUUGUGGUCCGUACGUGGGGGACGUGAGCGGGAUGAGCCCUGUUUCCAUAGUUUCGGUGCUGCGGUGAUGUCAGCUGCGUGUCGGCUCCACCUCGCUCUGAUCAGCGAUGAGUCACCAAACAAGGCUUCACGAACCUCCAGCCCACGAAGCAGAAGCGACCGCCGCAGUGGGAACCACAGGCCUGAUGGGAGUCUUUGUGUCCUGGGUCGUGGUGCUAGCGUUCAUCUGUCACAGCCACAGCUUGCAAAUGCCAAAUCCUGCGUAUGGCUCCAGAAGUUCUCAGGAUAAUGGACAGUUGGAUGCCGCUGGCUGUGUGUCCAGGACCGAGCAGCAGCAGCAGGUUUCAACUGACACUGAAAACCUCUCUGUCGUUAUACGGAUGCCGGGGGUCGUCCCCGUUAAAUCGGAUAAUUAUCUGUGCACAGCUUUUCCUGUGCCAACGAGUCAAGAUGCAUAUAUUGUGGACUUCAUUCCUCAUGCCAAUAUGGACACAGUCCAUCAUAUGAUCCUGUUCGGCUGCCGGAGUCCUGCGUCCUCCUUUAACUACUGGGACUGUGGCGGUUUCCAAGGUACCUGUAAGGGUGAAGCCUCCAUCAUGUACGCCUGGGCUCGGAACGCCCCACCGACGAAGCUGCCCAAAGAUGUUGGUUUUAAAGUUGGAAGAAAUUCAGGGAUUUCCUACUUUGUGCUGCAGAUCCAUUAUGGGGACGUCUCUGUUUUCAGUGACCAUCACAGGGAUUGUUCAGGACUUACCUUGCGAAUGACAUCCAAGCCGCAGCCUUUCAUUGCCGGCAUUUACCUGCUCAUGGCUGUGGACACAGUCAUCCUUCCAGGAAACAGAGUUACAAAUGCAGACAUAGCCUGUAAUUACUCAUCGCACCCCAUCUAUCCCUUCGCCUUCAGGACCCACACACACCACCUGGGCAAAGUGGUGAAUGGCUACAGAAUCAGGGAUGGAAGGUGGACCCUGAUUGGCCGACAGUCCCCUCAGCUGCCACAGGCCUUUUAUCCGACCAACAACGAGGUAAAGGUGGAGAAUGGCGACACUGUUGCUGCCAGAUGUGUGUUCACAGGUGAAGGCAGGACCAGCAAAACAUACAUCGGUGGUACCUCCGCUGAUGAGAUGUGCAACUUCUAUAUAAUGUACUACAUGGACAGCAAACACGCAGUGCCCUACAUGAGCUGCAUGGAGACGGGCUCCAAGGAGUUGUUUCAGCAUAUUCCAGCGGAGGCCAACCUUCCCAUCAGCGUGAGCCCAGAGCAGAUGAGCUCUAUGAUGCACAUGGGACACUCUGCAGAUCACCAGGGUAUGAGACUACCAGUGGAGUCCAAUGAAGCAGAGCCUCUUUUCAAUCAGGGUGACCUCUAUUCUCUAAUGUCCCAGUUGCUAGGCCAGAGUAAGGACAUAGUUGACAGUCGUGUAUAUAAGCCCGUUAGGAUGCACAAGGCCAAGGCGGAUUUGGUGGCUCAGAUUGAUAGCUUAAUGCAAAAGAAAGACCUGGGCGCUCCCAGCACCACGCUGGCCUUCCAAACCAGCCAGGAUCCGGUUCUGGUGAGAAACAGAGUCCACAAAUUCCAUCAGCUUGAGGCUAUGGCCAAGCCCCCGAGGAGCAAGCUGCUAACUGAAGGACAAGACUACCAUUUGGAGCAGGUGUCGGCGUGGCCUCACAGUUCUCUCCGGCUGGGGCAGGUUUCAGGGCUCGCCCUGGACUCAGACUCCAACCUGGUGAUCUUCCACAGAGGCGACCGCUACUGGGGGCCUGGCUCCUUCAACGGCCAGGCUGAAUACCAGGAGAGGUCCCUCGGCCCCAUCCAGCAGUCUGCUUUAUUGGUGGUAGACGAGGCCAAAGGCAACAUCCUGAGGGCCUCUGGCAGGAACAUGUUUUAUAUGCCUCAUGGAAUCACCAUAGACCAGAAGAACAAUUACUGGGUCACUGAUGUGGCUCUUCAUCAGGUGAUGAAGCUGAGCGGUGACGGCACUGACAGAGUUCUGCUGACGCUGGGAGAAGCUUUCACACCAGGAAGUGACAAGCAGCACUUCUGCCAGCCCACCGACGUGGCUGUGGACCCCCACACAGGGAACGUCUUUGUGUCUGACGGCUACUGCAACGCCAGGAUCCUCAAGUUCUCUGCCGACGGCAAAUACCUGUCAGAGUGGGGAGCAGGUUCGUCAGACAGGAGGAGGCGCGUUCCUUUCCAGAUCCCCCACAGUCUGGCCUUCCUCCCAGACAAACAGGAAGUGUGUGUGGCUGACAGAGAGAACGGACGCAUCCAGUGCUUCAUAGCAGAAACCGGAGAGUUUGUCAAGGAGAUAAAGAAGGAGGAGUUUGGAGGGGAGGUGUUUGCCAUCAGCUACAGCCCUGCUGGAGAUGGCCUGAUCUUUGCCGUUAAUGGGAACUCCUUGUAUCACACGGCGCCGCUCAGAGGUUUUGUUAUCAAUUAUUCCACAAAGGACAUCCUGGACACCUUCAGCCCAGAAACAAAGGAGUUCAAAAUGCCUCACGACAUUGAGAGCAGUGACGGCAGUGUGUUUGUCGGGGAUGCGGGCAGCAGCUCUGUCUUCAAGUUCACCAACGAGAAGUUGCAUCGCUCUGUCAAGAAAGCUGGGAUUGAAGUGCAGGAACUUAAAGAAAUGGAAUUGUUCGUCCAGUCUAAGAUGAGGCCGGAGCACAACGUCUCGAAGACGGCGGUCGCCCCUGAGAAGCAGAUUGCAGAUCAACAGCCUCCGCCACAUGCAGCAGCAGAAGAGAAGGAGAAGAGCUCGGCGAAGGCCAACGGGGAGGCUGGCGUGGUCCCGGCCAUCAUCACCACGCUGCUGCUGGUUCCUCUGGUGCUGGUGGUGUCCGUGGGACUCCUCAUCUGCUGGAGGAGGAACGGCCGAUAUAAGGGGAAGGGUGAGCCCAGUUCCAUGGGGGGCCUCCUGGGAAAGAUCAGAGGCAAAGCCGUGGGCAGCCUGAACCUGGGCAACUUCUUCGCGUCCACCAAGGGUUACAGCCGCCAGGGCUUCGACCAGCUGAGCACGGAGGGGAGCGACCAAGAGAGGAACGACGAGGACAGCAGUGACUCGGAGAACGAGGAGUACUCCGCUCUGCCGCCUCCACAGUCGUCCUCCUAGACGCCAUCGCGCUCCUUCAUCAUGUGUUACUGCUGUGUUAGCUGCCAAUCAUACUGUGGAUAUAUUUGAUUUGUAUAGUGUAUAUACAUACUGGCCCUUUGGCUUCGUUUAGAGUUUUUGACUUUAUUUAAUUCGCUUCCAUUUAUUGACACCAUUCCCAGGAUUGUUUUUCAGUAUCACGUUCCACAGGACACGUUUAGAGUUCUAGUGUCUGACUGAGCCUUACCAAAGCCCUGCAAUGGGCCGGGACCACACGGAGGUAAAACAAGUCCAUGGUCAUUUCAGUUGAUCCAACCAGUGUGAGUGGGACAUGUGGGCUCUGUUUUCACGCUGUAAACACUCACUGAGAAACAAAGCUCUCAGGAUAAACCUCCUGUCAUUGGUCAGCAUUUAUUUUCACUGGUCAUGUUAAGUUGGAGACACAUUCAGUUAACCAGGACCAGUCCUGAUGUUGUGAUAACAGCACUGGAGCCGUCCGCUGCACAGUCCAUGUCAUCAUUUGUGCCUUUUCAUGUCUUCAGUAUCUGCCAUUACAACAGUAACAGCUGCUGCUAGUAGAGCUCGUCCUAAGUCAACAGAAAUAUAGAAGUAUGAUCAUGACUAUAUAUUUAUAUUUAUGUGUGUGAGACCUGUAGGACUCUCACAGUUUGAACCUUGAAAUAGAAUGAAUGGGUUGAACCUGGACCUGUACAGUCACGCUUCAGUCCAGUGAACCACAUAAAAGUUAACGACCUCAUUUAAAUAGAGCCACGUUACUGGUUUCUCCUGGUCAUCGUUAACAGCAUGCCAUAGGUUCGCAUUUUAGUUUGCUGUCACGUGGUUAUUUGUAUUUAUUGUGACACGCGUUUUUCUGCAAGAAGACUAUUUUCAUUAACUUUGUGUAAUAAAGUGUCUGCAAAGCA
Betta splendens (Siamese fighting fish) is the source of this 4019-nucleotide messenger RNA. It is a transcript of the gene pam, whose product is annotated as peptidylglycine alpha-amidating monooxygenase. Gene Ontology annotation, molecular function: peptidylglycine monooxygenase activity; protein binding; copper ion binding. The record is from RefSeq and is a predicted model, not a curated record. Gene Ontology annotation, biological process: peptide metabolic process. Gene Ontology annotation, cellular component: extracellular region; membrane. NCBI's taxonomy places the organism in Eukaryota, Metazoa, Chordata, Actinopteri, Anabantiformes, Osphronemidae. The transcript has 26 exons. The coding region runs from base 109 to 3117 and encodes 1002 amino acids.